AGGAGGCGCAAUGAAAUGAGUAGAAGUGGCGCAAUGAAGAUAUUGGGAAGAGGCGCAAUAAGAAUAUUGGAAAAGGUGUAUGAGAGAUUGGGGCACAAUGAAAAUAUUAGAAAAGGUGCAUUAGAUAUUGGCGCAAUAAAAGGCUAUGAAGUGCAUCAAAAGAUUGGGCGCAAUGAAAAUAUUGGAAAAUUGGAAAAAGUAUAUGAGAGACUAUGGCGCAAUAAAAUAUUGGAAAAG
Racocetra persica is the source of this 237-nucleotide messenger RNA. NCBI's taxonomy places the organism in Eukaryota, Fungi, Glomeromycota, Glomeromycetes, Diversisporales, Gigasporaceae. The record is from the annotation of a GenBank genome assembly.